CGACCUGUUCGUAUGGCAAGGAAUAGGGGAUUAUAUUUCCUCUUUUUUGUUCAUUUUCACUCAUUUUCUUGUGAAUUUCGCUCAAUGAAAUACUUUUUGGUAAUUUUCAGGUGUUUAUUUAUUCGUUUUCUGGUCAAUUUCGAACACCAUGAGUGAGACGUACUACAUAGGGGUUGAUGUCGGCACAAGCAGCGUCCGGGCGGGCUUGGUGUCUCGCCUGGGGUCUGUGAUGAAAAUGCACACUAUACCCAUCACCGUCUCGAACCCCAAGCCAGACUUUUACGAGCAGGAUUCGGAGGAGAUUUGGAAAGCUGUUUGCGAGGCCGUGAAGUUUGUGACAAGCGAGGUGGCGGAUAAAUCGUCCAUUGGCGGCCUAGGCUUCGACGCCACUUGCUCCCUGGUGGUGCUGGAUGGCAACCUUAAACCCGUCACUGUUAGUCCGGCAACGGGGGAGGAUCGAUUCAAUAUAGUGAUGUGGAUGGACCACCGGGCCAAGGAGCAGGCGGAUCGCAUCAACGCUGGCGGACAUGAAGUGUUGAAGUACGUUGGGGGGAAAGUUUCCCUCGAAAUGCAGACCCCAAAGCUCCUAUGGCUCAAGACGCACCUCAACGAAAGCUGGAGACGAGCUGCGCAUUUCCUGGACCUUCCGGACUUUCUGACGUUCAGGGCGACGGGGCGGCUGUCUAGAUCCUUGUGUUCGACGGUGUGCAAGUGGACGUACAAGUGUGAUGGGAUCAGCCAGGAAUGGGAUCGUGGCUUCUUUAAGGACGUUGGCCUUGAAGACUUGGCCGAGGAUGGGUGGUGUAAAAUUGGCCAGAAAGUGCUUCCUCCAGGAACAGACUGUGGGCAGCUGUCUGCAGAGGCGGCCGCUCAGUUGGGCCUGUCAGAGUCGACUCAUGUGGCCACUUCCCUCAUAGAUGCGCAUGCAGGUGGCCUAGCUCUGGUGUCUGCUCAAGCUAGAGCCAAGGAGGACUUGAUUGGGAGACUUGGUCUCAUCUGCGGGACUUCCACCUGCCACAUGUGCGUGAGCGAGCAGCCCAUCUUUGUGCCGGGUGUGUGGGGGCCAUACUUGAGUGCCAUGGUGCCUGGCUGCUGGCUCAAUGAGGGAGGCCAGAGUGCCACUGGGGCCCUUGUUGAUCAUGUCAUCAGGAGCCACCCAGCUUCAGGAAAGUGCCCUCAGAGCGACAAGUAUGGUUGGUUAGAGGGCAUCCUGUCGGUCAUGGCGGAGGAGAAUGGUCUCGCCCACACCUCUCUGCUCACCAAAGAUGUGCACGUCUAUCCAGACUUCCAUGGGAAUAGGUCACCAUUAGCAGAGCCCUCUAUGAUGGGCAUGGUGUGUGGUUUGACUCUGGAUGUGAGUGAAAGAAACUUGGCUGUGCUUUAUUUGGCCACAAUUCAAGCUCUGUCUUAUGGAACGAGGCACAUUAUAGAGCAACUUCGAGCAUCGGGCCACGUCAUUACCUCAGUCCUCAUGUGUGGGGGACUCUCCAAUUCACCGCUCUUUAUCAGCACCCAUGCAGAUGCACUGGGUGUUCCUGUGCUGAUCCCAGCCACCAAACAGUCUGUACUUCUGGGGUCAGCCAUGCUGGGUGCUGCUGCCUCAGGAGACUUCCCUGACUUGACCUCAGCUGCGAUUGCAAUGGGUGGGGCAGCACAGGCCUUCCAUCCAAGGAAAGAACUGAAGGAAUACCAUGACAAGAAAUACAACAUCUUCAAGAGGAUGCAGUCGGAGCAGCUAGAGUACCGUCGCACAAUGGGGAGCAUUUAACAGCACCUUGGUAUUACCUUUCCCUUUGUCCGAUAUUGUAUUUUAGGAUUGGUGUUGACUUGCGAUGAUAUGCGUUUUACUUGUAAAUCACAAGUUUUAUUCCAAAAUUAGGCUGUUUCUAUGAAAGGUUGUUAAGAUUACUUGUUGUUUCUUUUUAGUAUUGUGAUAACAGGGAAUUCUAAAGGAUACAAAUAGUUAGAAGAGAUGUAUUUCACAUAACAUAUGUACUUUUCAAGCUUGUUAAGAUUAGCUUUGUUAUGAUUCUUAAAAGUAUUGUUGAGUGAAUAUGCCAUUUUGUAAAA
Messenger RNA from Penaeus monodon (black tiger shrimp), 2070 nucleotides. RefSeq names its product FGGY carbohydrate kinase domain-containing protein-like. Lineage: Eukaryota; Metazoa; Arthropoda; Malacostraca; Decapoda; Penaeidae. The record is from RefSeq and is a predicted model, not a curated record. The coding region runs from base 149 to 1768 and encodes 539 amino acids. Gene Ontology annotation, biological process: carbohydrate metabolic process. Gene Ontology annotation, molecular function: kinase activity; phosphotransferase activity, alcohol group as acceptor. The transcript is spliced from 13 exons.